Messenger RNA from Scaptodrosophila lebanonensis, 1367 nucleotides. RefSeq lists its product as uncharacterized. The transcript has a single exon. Bases 359 to 1189 code for a protein of 276 amino acids. The record is from RefSeq and is a predicted model, not a curated record. NCBI's taxonomy places the organism in Eukaryota, Metazoa, Arthropoda, Insecta, Diptera, Drosophilidae.
CCGAGACUACGAGCCAAGCCGUACCGAACCCAAACGAACCAAAAACCGAGCAAAACAAAGCAAACAAGUGAACCACUCGCGAAUGUGUAUGUGUGUGAGUGUCAAUGUGUGGGGCAAAGGCAACUGCGCCAUAGCAUAGAUACACAGAUAUAUAUAUAUACAUAUAUAUCUAUAUAUAUUUAUAGAUAGAUAUAAACAUUUUCGCUUGGCGAAAAGUGAAAACUUUUUUCAAUGCUCUAGAGUUGGUCGCUGAGGAGACCUUUCAGAGAAAAGUUGACACCAGCUUUAAGGCUUUAAGGCAACACAGAGAGAUUUGAAAACUUUCGCAAUACAACGCACCACAAAUAGCAAGGAGACCAUGUCGACGCUGCCCUUCCUGCUCAGCGUCGCCGACGAGCUGGACAACAUCCAUUCGCAGUCCUACAUGGACGAUUUCGGGCUGGGCUUUCAUCCACAUCGGCAGUAUUAUCGCUCGCCCACAAUACAGCUUUCGUUGCCCGCUAGCGCGGACUGGAUGCAGGAGCGGCAUGCGCGCUAUCGCAGCUAUAAGUUCUAUGAUGACUCCCAAAACAAUCUAGAGGAGGAGGAGGAGCAGGAAAAGGAACGCGAACGGGAACGAGAACGAGAGCGGGAGCGGGAGCAGGCAACAGAGCAGGACGUGCCCGAGCAACAAACACUCGACACUGUGGUAACGCCUCCCUAUGCCAGCACCUCAACGCAGGCGGCAGCCACCACGGCCUCCACUGCUGGCGCCAACUCCACUGCCAACAAGAUGGUGAAGUCCAAUUCGCACGAUGUGGGUGUGGGCGGGUUGGGCCUCAAUUUGAAGGCCGGCGGCGAUGAGGAUGAUGAGAACAUCGAUCGAACCGUACGCAUGUACAAUCUGUCCAAGAAGUGCUGCAAGAACUACUAUCGACAUGCCCUCGAGACCGGCCCAGGGGCCAGUGGACGCAUCAAGUGCACCCUUCAUGGCGAGAGCCAGCCCUCGUCCUCCUCGGAGGAGAGUCUGCAGAAGAUUCCCUCGCCCAUUGAAUUUCUCACGUGCUUUCUGGUCAAGAAGUCCUCGCGCACGCCCAAGUGCCGCGCCUCUUUCAGCAUGCCCAGCUGCGCCUCCAGGCAGCAGCAGCAGCAGCAGCAGCAACAACAACAACAGCAGCAACAGCAACAAAAACAGCUUAAGAAAACAUAGAACGCGGCCAUUCUGAUGACGUCUUCGUCCGUGUCCACGUCAUCGAAGCGCCGCAGCAACUGCUUCUGAAUGUUGGCCAGAGUCGGUGUGUUGUGUGCCGAUGCCUGGCAUUGGCUGCAACGUUGCGGGGAGCUGCCCAGCUCCGAGCCGUCGUUGCAUGCCUCACGAUUGGGACGCA